Paramuricea clavata is the source of this 453-nucleotide messenger RNA. Lineage: Eukaryota; Metazoa; Cnidaria; Anthozoa; Malacalcyonacea; Plexauridae. The record is from the annotation of a GenBank genome assembly.
AUGGCGGACGGACAUGACGCUCUGUGUAUAGAUGGAGAAGAUAUUAGUGAACUUAAAGUGACUGAAUUAAAGAAAGCUUUAUUAAAGGAAAGAGGUUUGAAGAUCUCGGGAAACAAGCCCGUUUUUAAGGAAAGGCUCAUAAAAUACAUAGCAGUUUAUGGCACCGAAAGGAAUAAGACGGUCGAUCCUUCUUCGGAGAGCUGUAGUAACGAAAUCUCGCCUGACCUACCUGUUUUCAAACAGCUACCCUCGGGUUUUCCGAAUAAAGAAGUCUACAAUAUCAAAGGUCCGGAGUUUUGUAAUUUCGUUCUGUCAUCAUAUGAAGAAGCAAUGAAAUGGCGAAAGAACCUCUUUACAGUUCCCUCUGGAAAAGCAAGGAAAGAUUUUAUAAAUUUAUUGGGCGAGUGGUUGAUAAGAUUUAAUAAUGAGGAUGCCUUCAUGGGGUUUCAUUAA